CCACGCGCUGGAGGCCGACAUGGAGCUGGAGUUCCUGGAGACGGCCUGUGCUUGUAAGGCAGUCAUCUGUUGCCGCGUGACGCCCUUGCAGAAGGCCCAAGUGGUGGAGCUGGUCAAGAAGUACAAGAAGGCCGUGACGCUGGCCAUCGGGGACGGGGCGAACGACGUCAGCAUGAUCAAAACCGCCCACAUCGGCGUGGGCAUCAGUGGCCAGGAGGGCAUCCAAGCCGUGCUGGCGUCCGACUACUCCUUCUCCCAGUUCAAAUUCCUCCAGCGCCUGCUCCUCGUUCACGGACGCUGGUCGUAUCUCCGCAUGUGUAAAUUCCUCUGUUACUUCUUCUACAAGAACUUUGCCUUCACCAUGGUGCAUUUCUGGUUCGGCUUCUUCUGUGGCUUCUCAGCCCAGACCGUGUACGAUCAGUACUUUAUCACGCUGUACAACAUUGUUUACACCUCAUUGCCCGUCCUCGCUAUGGGGGUCUUUGAUCAGGAUGUGCCCGAACACCGCAGCCUGGAGUACCCCAAACUCUACGAACCGGGGCAGCUGAACCUCCUUUUCAACAAGCGCGAGUUUUUCAUCUGCAUCGCGCAGGGCAUCUACGCCUCCAUCUUCAUGUUCUUCAUCCCUUACGGGAUCUUCAGUGACAACGCCCACCUGGCCGACUACCAGUCCUUCGCCGUCACCGUGGCCACGUCCCUCGUCAUCGUGGUCAGCGUCCAGAUCGGCCUGGAUACCGGUUUCUGGACGGCCAUCAACCACUUUUUCAUCUGGGGCAGCCUGGCGGUUUAUUUUGCCAUCCUUUUCGUCAUGCAUAGCAACGGCCUGUUCCAGCUCUUCCCCAACCAGUUCCGUUUUGUCGGCAAUGCCCAAAACACCUUGGCCCAACCUGCGGUGUGGCUCACCAUCGCCCUGACCACCGUGGUCUGCAUCAUGCCGGUCGUUGCCUUCCGCUUCCUCAAGAUGGACCUCCGGCCAGAACUCUCGGACACGGUGCGUUACACUCAGUUGGUUCGCAAGAAGCAGAAAACCCAACACCGUUGCAUGGGCCGGGUGGGGCGCGCAGGCUCCCGACGCUCUGGCUACGCCUUCUCCCACCAGGAAGGUUUUGGGGAGCUCAUCACUUCCGGCAAGAACAUGCGGCUCAGCUCGCUGGCCCUUUCCAGCUUCAGCGGCCGCCCCAGCACCAGCUGGAUCGAGACGCUACGGAAGAAGAAAAACAGCGGCGGCGGCAGCGAGCCCAGCGUGCCCGAUAAGGCGGUGAAAGUAUGACACAACACCAGGGGAGCAUCAUAGACGAUGGAUGGACCUGUGUGUUAAAGAUCUCGAUCCGCCGUGAGAAUGGGGGCUCACUAAACGGGAGCAUAUCGGUCUUCGUAGCCAUGGCCGAGAACUCAGAACCGUGGCUUGAAGUCUAAAGCUAUCACCAUGUAACCAAACCACGUAGCACCCCCCACCCCCCCAAAUUCAAGCUGCCGGUGUAUUUGAGGUAGCUCGCUCUAGCUGGUCAGCGAAGGUGGGACAUUUAAGUGUUCCUCUACUUGGACAGAAAGCCCUUCAAGGGUUUUGCGCUCUAUUUUUGAGCCCAGGGAUAACUCCUCGUUCAGGUAACGUGACAUCAUUUCUCCAAAGUAUUACAAAUCAAGAAAAUUGGGGGUGUAAGAUGGAGGUUAGGACUGGGGGAGAUGUAGGAGCCCUCCUACUACAACCCUGUAGCCUUGUGCUUUGAGUUUGCCAUUUUUU
Messenger RNA from Notechis scutatus (mainland tiger snake), 1741 nucleotides. The record is from RefSeq and is a predicted model, not a curated record. NCBI's taxonomy places the organism in Eukaryota, Metazoa, Chordata, Lepidosauria, Squamata, Elapidae.